Messenger RNA from Hydra vulgaris (swiftwater hydra), 624 nucleotides. Its product is annotated as zinc finger MYM-type protein 5-like. NCBI's taxonomy places the organism in Eukaryota, Metazoa, Cnidaria, Hydrozoa, Anthoathecata, Hydridae. The record is from RefSeq and is a predicted model, not a curated record.
AUGGAACAAAAAAGAAAAAAAUUAUCUGAAAGUCAAUACAAAAAGAAACGCUUAAAGAAUGAGGAACAAGAAAGAAAGCUCAGCAAUGUUAUGAUGAAAUUCUUAGUACAAAAGUGCGGUUUAGAUGAGCCAUCCACAUCAGCAGCAACUGAUUUGGCAAAUAACAACACAGUGCCGCCCCAAUCACUUCCAGAAGAAGUUGUUGAAGAGAGCCAAAUACUAACACCAUCAGAUCUUCAUGAACAGCCGGGCAGCACAUCCACGUCAACUGCGACUGCCUUGGAUUUGGCAAAUAAAAACACAGUGACGCCCCAAUCAAUUCCAGAAAAAAUUGUUGAAGAAAUCCAAAAAAUAACAUCAUCAGAAGUUCAUCAAGAACCGGGCCGCAUUAGCAGUGGCAGUCAGCAGGUAUUAAAAGAAAUUCCUUCAGAUCCUGCAUUAUGGCUUACUUUCUGCAUGUCAUCUCAAACUCGUCAACUACUGGUUGAGAGGGGUCCCCAUCAAAUUAAAGAAUUCGAGUUUCCUAUUAAUAAAGGAAAGCGUAGAUUUUUGCCCUCGUAUUAUUCGAAAGUGUUGAGCAAUGGUGAAGUCGUUGAGAGAAGUUGGCUUAUUUACUCUAUCUAG